GUUGGUAGCAAUGCCGAAAGCUUGCGACGCGACGGGCGCUCGUGGUUUGGUUUGUUGCUACCGGUUGCAACCAGCAGCAAUUGUUUUGCGCGCGGCAGGGCGUAUAGGUUACGUUCACGUUGAUCUCGUUCACUCGAACUGACUGUGUGGUAGUGCGAGUUAUUGAGUAUCGUGGCCUAGUAUAAUUGGUAUCUUCUGCAUUUUGGUUACAUUAACUGAGCCACCAUGUCUCUCUUGAAUAAGCCAAAAUCCGAGAUGACUCCUGAGGAAUUAGCGAAGAGAGAAGAAGAAGAGUUUAGUACUGGCCCAUUAUCUGUGCUGACACAGUCAGUCAAAAACAAUACUCAGGUUUUGAUUAAUUGCCGAAACAACAAAAAAUUAUUGGGACGUGUGAAAGCCUUCGAUAGGCAUUGCAACAUGGUUCUUGAAAAUGUGAAAGAGAUGUGGACAGAACUACCUCGCACAGGAAAAGGCAAAAAAAAGGCCAAGCCUGUCAACAAGGACAGAUUCAUAUCGAAGAUGUUCUUGAGAGGCGAUUCUGUUAUCUUAGUGCUCCGAAAUCCUCUAGCUACUGCAGCUGGCAAAUGAUUAAUUCAGUGAUUGUAUGAAUGGGUAUAUAAAGCAACAAAUUUUUAUGUGUAAGAUGUAUCAUUACUUUUUAAUAAAUCCAAGAAACUUACAUUGGUAUUUUCAUAAACAAAAAUCAAAACUUUAAAUUUAGUCUUUUUCAGCAAUUGCAGUAAGAUGUCUGUCAACCUCUUGCUCUGUCAAAAUUCUGAAACAA
Molecule: messenger RNA, 784 nt
Organism: Gryllus bimaculatus (two-spotted cricket)
Lineage: Eukaryota; Metazoa; Arthropoda; Insecta; Orthoptera; Gryllidae
Source: the annotation of a GenBank genome assembly